Molecule: messenger RNA, 3676 nt
Organism: Falco peregrinus (peregrine falcon)
Lineage: Eukaryota; Metazoa; Chordata; Aves; Falconiformes; Falconidae
Gene: FSCN1
Product: fascin actin-bundling protein 1
Exons: 5
Coding region: 42-1514 (490 amino acids)
Biological process (GO): cell migration; establishment or maintenance of cell polarity; actin filament bundle assembly
Cellular component (GO): ruffle; microvillus; cytoplasm
Molecular function (GO): protein-macromolecule adaptor activity; actin filament binding
Source: RefSeq, a predicted model, not a curated record
CGGGCGCGGCGGUCGGCGGCAGCGGCGGCGGUGGCGGCAGGAUGACGGCGAACGGGACGGCGGAGCCGGUGCAGAUCCAGUUCGGGCUCAUCAACUGCAGCAACAAGUACCUGACGGCGGAGGCCUUCGGCUUCAAGGUGAACGCCUCGGCCGCCAGCAUGAAGAAGAAGCAGAUCUGGACGCUGGAGCAGGACGGGGAGGACUCCAGCGCCGUGCUGCUCAAGAGCCACCUGGGCCGCUACCUGGCAGCCGACAAGGACGGCCGGGUGAGCUGCGACAGCGAGGAGCCGGGUCCCGACUGUCGCUUUUUGGUGGUGGCUCACGGCGACGGGCGCUGGUCGCUCCAGUCCGAGCCCCACCGCCGCUUCUUCGGCGGCACCGAGGACCGGCUCUCCUGCUUCGCCCCCGCCGUCUCGGCCACCGAGAAAUGGAGCGUCCACCUGGCCAUGCACCCCCAGGCCAACCUCUACAGCCUGGCCCGCAAGCGCUACGCCCACCUGGGGCCUCGCCGCGACGAGCUGGCCGUGGACCGCGACGUGCCGUGGGGCGUGGAUGCCCUCAUCACCCUGCUCUUCGUGGAGCAGCGCUACAGCCUGCAGAGCUGCGACCACCGCCUGCUGCGCUGCGACGGCCGCCUGGUCCCCGCCGCCGAGCCCGGCACCGCCUUCACCCUCGAGUUCCGCUGCGGGAAGGUGGCCUUUCGCGACGGGGAGGGUCGCUACCUCGCCCCCUCGGGCCCCAGCGGCACCCUCAAGGCGGGCAAGAGCGCCAAGGUGGGCAAGGACGAGCUCUUCGCCCUCGAGCAGAGCUGCCCGCAGGUCGUGCUCCGAGCCGGCAACGACAGGAAUGUCUCUACCCGGCAAGGGAUGGACCUCUCAGCCAAUCAAGAUGAGGAGGGUGACCAGGAGACCUACCAGCUGGAGAUCAACAAGGACACCAAGAAAUGCGCCUUCAGGACCUAUACUGGGAAGUACUGGACGCUCACCUCAAAUGGGGGCAUCCAGUCCACCGCCUCCACAAAGAACGCGAGCUGCUAUUUUGACAUCGAGUGGUGUGACAAGCGCAUCACCCUGAAAGCUGCCAACGGCAAGUACGUGACGGCAAAGAAGAACGGGCAGCUGGCGGCCUCCAUGGAGACAGCGGGUGAGACGGAGCAUUUUGUGAUGAAGCUGAUCAACAGGCCCAUCAUCGUCCUCCGUGGCGAGCACGGCUUCAUCGGGUGCCGGAAGGUGACUGGCACCCUGGACUCCAACCGAUCCUCCUACGAUGUCUUCCAGCUGGAGUUCAAUGACGGAGCCUACAACAUCAAGGAUGCCACUGGGAAGUACUGGAUGGUGGGGAGUGAGUCGUCCGUCACCAGCAGCAGCGACACCCCCGUGGACUUCUUUUUUGAGUUCUGCGACUAUAACAAAGUGGCCAUCAAAAUCAAUGGCAAAUACCUGAAGGGUGACCAUGCUGGGGUCCUCAAGGCAUCCGCCGACGCCAUUGACGCCUCCACCCUCUGGGAAUAUUAAUGCACUUUAGCAUACCUCCCAUUGCCAACUUCUCUUUUCCCUCCUCCGUCCUUUUUUCUUUUGGGUUUUGUUUCUCCUCUCUGUAAAAGGAUUUUCAGACUGGCUUGCCCUUUCCUCCUGCCAUAGAGUUGGUGCGUUAUGUGGGAGGUGGGUCUCCAUAAAUCCCUGUAAGAACUGGAAAAGUGAUGGGGCAGCCUGCCUAUAGCUCUGUAGAGGGGUCUGUCUCUAUCCUCCUCCCCCCUUGCCUCCCUCCAGGUUUGCUGGGCUUGGAAACUGCUGACCCCCAUCCCAGCCCUGAGCAUCACCUUAGGUAGUUCAGUUUCCACUCCUCGACUGAAAAAAAGGGAAUAAGAUCACCUCCAUGCUUGCUUCCACCAUAUCAGCGCUGGCGCCGCCCAAAUCUGUCCUGCCAGUGUCCCCCAGCACACCUGUGCCAUCCUGACCUGCUCCAAGCAGGGGCAGAGCGAUGGUGCUGGGCUCAGCCAGCUCCUCCUGGCUCUCCCUGGCAGCUUCUCUCCGCUCCUGGCUUUCGGGGCAGGAUUCAUCCCUGGCAGAGCCGCUGAGGUGACCUUAUAUAUCACAGCAGCCCUGGGGCUGGUGUGUGCCGGCAUGGGUCCCCAUGGAAGGGCCACCAAGCCGACCCCCCCAACCCCUGCACCUGGAAACGAUUUUUUUAGGGUGAUCCCGUCUGGAAAGCCUCAGUCUUUCAUCUCAUGGAGCCCCACACGCCUUGUGUCCCUCUGCCCCUCCUUGUGCUUCUGGCUGUGGAGGAGCAUCAUAGACCUCGGCUGUGGGGCCGGCCGGGCGGGUGGCUGCCUGAGCUGGUCCUGCUGCUGUGCCUGGGAGGGGAUGGCGUGGGGGGGAUGCAGAGCUCGUGCCGGGUGGGGGCUUCACCCAGCCCACCUCCAGCGCUGGCAGGCUUUGGUCCCCGCAGGAGCCCAGCUGGCCGAUGCAACCUGCCCUGGGCGGUGGCUGGAAGCAUAAACUGCAGAUUUUGGUUUACAGAAUAGAAAAGUUCCUUAGCAAACUUUGCACAGUGAUAUUUGCUCAGUAGCUUUGUUGGUGUGUUUUUUUUUUUUUCCUUCUCUUUUUUUUUUUUCUUUUUCUUUUCUCUCUCUCUCAUAAAAUACUGGAACAGUGAGGCAAAUCACUGAACACCUAAUGCUGAAUUAGGAAGUGCCCGUUCCUGUGGGCUGCCCUGAGGAGGGCAGCUCCUCAUCUCGCCGCCCCUGGGGCACCUGGGCUCGGCUCUCAUGCCAUUGCAACCCUACUGGAAACAUUAAAAAAAAAAAAGGAAAAAAAAAAAAAGAAAAAAAAAAAGACCAAAACAGUAUUUUUGUUAGUCUCUAUUUAUAUAUGCUCUCCAUGGCACUGUGUUACCAGCUGUUGUCUGUACUAGGUCUGCAUUAGAGUAUAACGCUGUUUGUAACAGGUGAUGCUGACGUGUUCGUUAGGGUGUUGAAAGGCACUUUAUCCUUUGGGGCCUUCCUGGGGCUGGGAUUCACUCCCUGCAAACACACCAAGGAGCCUUUUCCCUUUGGGCCCCCACUGGGGAGGGAGCGCUGGUGCCCACCCCACACCAAGGGUGCUCGCAGCAUCGCUGCGGUGCCAAACCAGGGCCGGUCCCUGUCGCCGCAGGCAAGGUAGGGGCUCAUCAGCCUUAAAGCCAUGUGGAGGGGCAGCCCUCCAUAGGAGCUUGGUGCUAACCUCUCAGCUGGGACAGCAAGCGACCCGUCCCCUGCCAGGGGGACACCUCUGGGCCAGGCUCCCUGGCUGGCGCAGGGGAUCCUGGCUGGGACUCUACCUCGGCUCUGCGCUCACAUCCAGGGGCUGUGGUGCCCACCCGCCCGGGGACCGCGCUGCCCCUCGAAGGACAGAGUGUCUUGAUGAAGCCCUGAGUGACCCUGUGACUUGGCACACACUUUUUGCUGGCCUUCACCCCCUCACCGUGUUGCCUCUGCCCUGUCCCCCGUCGCAGUUGGAACCAUGUAACUCCUGCUCCAGCUUCUCCCAUGUGACACUAGGUCAUCAUCUCUCCUGUCUCCUUAUCGGGUGUCGUGACUCUCUGAAAACAUCUCACUCUGAAAAUUUUAAGUUUUGGGUUUGUUUGGGUUUUUUUUUUUUAUUAUUAUUUUUUUGUAAGUGCCAUUUGUAUAACUUAA